This is a messenger RNA of Cutaneotrichosporon oleaginosum, 438 nucleotides long. RefSeq lists its product as uncharacterized. NCBI's taxonomy places the organism in Eukaryota, Fungi, Basidiomycota, Tremellomycetes, Trichosporonales, Trichosporonaceae. Gene Ontology annotation, cellular component: cytoplasm; phagophore assembly site membrane; Atg12-Atg5-Atg16 complex. Gene Ontology annotation, biological process: autophagy of mitochondrion; nucleophagy; autophagosome assembly. The record is from RefSeq and is a predicted model, not a curated record.
CGUCGACAGCGAAUUCGUCUUGAGCACCAUCCAACCCAGCCAUGUCGACAGCGGUGGACGCAUCACCACCAACGAUUCCAGCAGCCACGCUAGCCGUGCUCGACAAGUCGAAGAUUCGGAAGGAUGUGAAGAUCGUCGUGCUCUUCAAGUCAAUCGGGUCAGCCCCAAUUAUGAAGAGCAACAUCUUUAAGAUUAGCUCGGCGAACAAGUUCCAGACAGUGACUACGUUCUUGCGGAAACAGUUGGGGUUCAAGAACACAGACCCCCUAUUCACGUACAUCAAUGGUGCAUUCGCCCCUACGCCAGACGAUAUCGUUGGCAACCUCUUCGACUGCUACCAGACCGGCGACCGACUCAUCGUUAACUACAGUAAUACGCAGGCGUGGGGAUAGGUAGGCCGAUAUACCCGCUGUACCACCACAUGUAAUCUUACGCAGG